UCGUUAACUGCUACAUUUCUUUCAGUGUUGUACUGAACAGUACAACAGCAGCAAAGGAGGUUUUAACAAUGAGCAUGUCAGGGCUUUCAGCUUUUUCUCUUAACCUGCUUGUCUAUUUUUUGCCUAUAACUUCGGCAAUCGUUGUUCUAGAUUUUAACCGCGUGGAGACAUGCAAGGAUUCCCUGUACAUGGGAACUCCACCACGGGGGAUCAUUGACACCAAACUGAAGAAGAUCUGCCAGUGGUACGCAGACAAACCUCGCUAUGUGACCCUGUACGACCCCGUAAAGAGGAUCCCAGUGUAUUCAGCCUACACAUUCAAGAAAACCGAGGCGGACAGACGUGUUGACUAUCCCUGGAUGUAUGAACCACAGUUGGCUGAAAAUGAUGGAAAUGGAAAUAUGCAGCCCUUCCCUACUGGGUACCUGCACAUGAAGUUUGAGGACAGCCAGGCAGUGCUGGACGACUACUCUGACGUGGUUCUCUAUGAAAGAGGUCAUUUAAACCCAGACCAACACCAGUCCACCCCACAAGACCGUGCAGCAACAUACACCCUGACCAACGUGGUUCCUGAGAUACGCGAGUUCAACAUUGGGCCUUGGCGUGAGUACGAAGAGCGAAUUCGAAUUCGCCUCAACAACUUCUGCCGUGGUACUGCCUACAUAGUCACUGGAGUGACCACCAGAGGCAACAUGAUCCGUCGCAACAACCAGGACCGUGUGGCCAUCCCUGAAGAUGUGUGGUCCGCCUACUGCUGCACUGAAUAUGACCGCAACUCACCACAUAAUGUUCGGAUCCGCUUCCCAUCUCAUGCUGCUUUGGCCAAAAAUGCUAAAGAUGGAAACAGUGUCCAUGAGAUGUCACUCCAGGAGCUGGAGAUCUAUCUGAAAAAUCAUAUGGAAGUCGACCAAAACUUUCAGAUCUUCUAUGACAACUGCAUCUCACCGUCACCACUUCCUAUUUACCUGCAUCACAUCAUCUGAGAGCUUACCAUCCCUCCUGUGAGGAUGCAGGCGUCUGUUUAAAAUUAAGUAGUAUUUUCUUGGCCAGAAAUGAAAUAAAGUAAAAGUUUAAUCACUGACAUUAUGUAUGAUUUACCGUGUAUGGUUUUGCAUCUUAUUUUAUUAAUCAUCAAUUGUCUUUUUU
Messenger RNA from Sphaeramia orbicularis (orbiculate cardinalfish), 1146 nucleotides. Its product is annotated as endonuclease domain-containing 1 protein. The coding region runs from base 69 to 983 and encodes 304 amino acids. The transcript is spliced from 2 exons. Gene Ontology annotation, molecular function: nucleic acid binding; metal ion binding; hydrolase activity. NCBI's taxonomy places the organism in Eukaryota, Metazoa, Chordata, Actinopteri, Kurtiformes, Apogonidae. The record is from RefSeq and is a predicted model, not a curated record.